AAUUUGUCGUCUGUGGUGCAAGUUAUUGUUUUGGUCUAUUAUUUUGAUUUUUGAAAAAAUAAAAGAUAAAUGAAUGUGGAUAAAAUAAAUUGUUUUGAAUUUUGCAUUAUUUUUUAUGAUUAAGAUUUUAUGAAUUUUUAAAAGUAAAAGCAAUAUAUGUUUAAGUAUAUUUUUUUUAUGAUUGCCAAGACCACCAUUUAAGUUUUAUUAUUUAAAAAAUAUAUUUUCAGUUACAAUUUUGGUGAAAAAUAGUGAUCCGUGGGUGAAAAGAGCUGCUCUGCAAGAAAAAUACACCCACGUUGUUUUGUAGAACAAUAAUAUUAUAAUAAAAUACUAUGAACAGUAUUUUACAUUGGAUAUUUAAAUAAAAUGUACUAUGUUACUGGAACUAAUUUGUAUGGGCAGUGGAUAAAGGAUGCAAAUAAUAAAAGCUUAUUUGAAAGUUUCCAACCACUUGAAAAGGAAAACGAAAAAGAUAUUGAUUUAACUCGGGCAAAACUAGUGACGUCGUGCUGGUCAUAUAACAUUUUUCAAAUCGACGAUACAUUUAUUUUAGUGGGAGCCUGGAAAGGUGUAGAUAAUCAAGUAAUCAAAGUGCCCAAUCAAAGCAAGACAUCAAAACAAUCAAAUUUUCUGAUAGCAGGCAAUGAUUAUAUGUUAAUAUUAGCAGAGAAAGUGACUAGAACUAUUUGGUUUUAUGACUUUAAAACUGAACAAUUCAAAAGGGUGAAUAUUACUGAGCAGCCCAUUUUGGAGAAUGAGGUCAAGAAAUUAAGGACAAGUGAUGACAUUAUAAAGGUUGUGGCUACAAACAAUGUUUACAUUUAUUUGACGUCAGAGGGGAAUGUUUACACAGGGUCAGUACCCAGCUACCUGGACACACGCCACUGUUUUGGCAAAGUAAUUGACGUUGAAUGUGGAUAUGAACAUUAUUUACUUCUCACUGACAAAGGCAGAGUUUAUACAUGGGGAAAUGGACGGAGAUUGCAACUUGGUCAUGGUGAUUUGAUAAAUUUGGAAACCCCAACUGAAGUUGAAGCAUUGGCAGGAAUCAAAAUAACUAAAAUAAGGGCUGGUGGCUGGCAUUCACUAGCCUUAAGUGAAUAUGGGGAUUUAUAUGUAUGGGGCUGGAAUGAUACAGGUCAGUUAGGUAUGAACAAGAACGGCCUAGACAAUGUAGAAACCAAAAAGAAUUAUGCUACACCCACACUUGUUGAUAUCUGUGAUGUUAAUGGAGAAGUUGAUAUACUGAUAAAGGAUAUAGCCUGUGGCACAAGACAUUCUGCUAUUUUGCUCCAGGAUGGCACAGUGUGGACUACUGGGUGGAAUAAGUACGGCCAACUGGGAUUUUCUCCCCAGCAAUAUGAAAAAUUGGAUUGCUUUACAAAGUCAUUUUACAGCCCAAAUAUUUCAAGUCUUAUAGGUGGAUCUUGGAAUACCGUAGUUGAAGUGUGUAUGUAAAUUGUAAUCUCAGAAUACUUACUCUUUACCUAUAUGAGAUUCUGUCAGUAAAGUAAACAUUUACAUUA
Messenger RNA from Bicyclus anynana (squinting bush brown), 1529 nucleotides. Its product is annotated as RCC1 domain-containing protein 1. The transcript is spliced from 2 exons. The record is from RefSeq and is a predicted model, not a curated record. NCBI's taxonomy places the organism in Eukaryota, Metazoa, Arthropoda, Insecta, Lepidoptera, Nymphalidae. Bases 370 to 1461 code for a protein of 363 amino acids.